Diorhabda sublineata is the source of this 2640-nucleotide messenger RNA. RefSeq names its product vitamin K-dependent gamma-carboxylase. Lineage: Eukaryota; Metazoa; Arthropoda; Insecta; Coleoptera; Chrysomelidae. The record is from RefSeq and is a predicted model, not a curated record. Gene Ontology annotation, molecular function: vitamin binding; gamma-glutamyl carboxylase activity. Gene Ontology annotation, biological process: peptidyl-glutamic acid carboxylation. The coding region runs from base 477 to 2255 and encodes 592 amino acids. The transcript is spliced from 8 exons.
ACGUGCAGUAUUAAGCGCCGCUAACUUUGGCGGUCAUUUUCUAGUCACUGAAUGUAAACAAACAAAUGUUCUUGUGAAUUUCAAUAAGUGUUUUAUAUAUGUUUUAAAUAGUAAUCACGCAAAUAAAUAUGAUAUUAUGAAUGUUGGUAACCAAAAGGUUUUAAUAAUAAAAAGAAAACAGAUCUCAGAGCCAGUAGUACAAAUAAUUCCAUAGAAGCAUAUUACCAAAUAAUACUCGACGCACAUAUUGCUACAGGUCAUGGACGACGAGACAAAAUUAUUCACGCCUUGAGAAAUAAAUAUGUGGUACCAAUAUUUGCGAUAACAAUAUUUUUUAACCUGUGUAAGACAUGUCUUUCAAAGAAAAGCUUUCCUAAAACAGGGAUUGUCGUAAAGCCGUUGAUUUCUGACGACUUUAAUCUAAGAGGUCAUAUAGAUCUGGUGGACUUUUAAAUAUUUCCAGAUGGAGAGUACAAAUGGUUACUGCAGUAUCAGGAUCACUUGACAAAAUUUUGCUUUUUGCAACCAUUGUGACAGUCAAGAUUCUUGAGAUAUUUUUAGAAGUUGGCUAUCCACAUAUUCUUCAAAGUGAUAAUGGACGUGCUUUUGGAAUUAUGAUAGGAUACAAAUUUAGAAUGAGUACUUUCCUAUAUGGUAUUCCUUAUUGGUAUAUCUUUCUUUUGGAUAAAUCAUAUUGGAAUAAUCACAGUUACCUUUUUGGAAUUAUCGUUAUAUUAUUGAUGGGAUCAUCGGCUAAUGUAUUUUUUUCUUUAGAUAGUUACCUGAAUAAGUCGGUUAAGAAUAAACAAGUUCCAUACUGGAAUUAUUUCAUACUUAAAUUUCAGUUUUUUUUACUUUAUUUUUUGGCCGGUUUGAAGAAAACUGAUAUGGAAUGGCUCGAAGGUUAUUCUAUGGGUCAUAUAGGAGAACAUUGGGUUUUUUCACCAUUAAGGUAUUUCAUAGAUACAGAAAAAAUCGAUUACUUUAUUGUUCAUUGGUGCGGAUUUAUAUUGGAUAUUACAAUAGGAUUUUGGUUGCUAAUCGACUUGACGCGACCGAUUGCGAUGGUAUUUUGUGCGACUUUUCACCUGAUGAAUUCCCGAUUAUUCAGUAUAGGUAUGUUUCCGUACGUUUGUAUAGCAACUAUGCCUCUAUUUUGUGAAGAAAACUGGCCCAAGAAAAUUUUGUCAUUGUUAAUAAAAACAAAUAAAAAACCUCGAAAUACGAACGACUUUAAAGAAAAUAAAAUCAAAACGGAGUUACAUAUCAAAUGGCGACAUAAACUAGUAGUAGGACUCUUAUUAACCCAUUGUACACUGCAGGUUUUUUUACCAUACUCUCAUUUCAUUACUAAAGGAUAUAAUAACUGGACUAACGGCAUUUACGGUUAUUCGUGGGAUAUGAUGAUCCAUUCGUGGAAUACGGUUCUCGUCGUCGUGAAAGUAAUAGAUAACGAAGGAGGCCAAGAGAUAUUUGUAAAGCCUAACGCUUUCACUAAGAACGAUAGAUGGAGCAAACACGCCGAUAUGUGUGUGCAAUAUGCACAUUGUCUCAAAAACAAUUUGUUGUCUCUACAAAACAAUAUGCCAACAAAUAAAUCAACUCCAAUAUUAUCUUCGAACAUUUCUAUUUAUAUAGACGUUUGGUGUUCCUUAAAUAAUAGAUUCAAACAGAGGAUGUACCACCCAACGUACGAUUUACUUAAAUCAAAUUGGUCGCCAUUUCAACCUGUAGAAUGGUUACUUCCACUAUUGACAGAAUACAACAAUUUUAGAAAACAAAUGAACGAAAUUAGCAAACAAGUGUUUUCUUGGUCUAAUAAUAGUGAUCUUUUGUUUAUAGCCGAUUUUCCGGGUUUCCACCUGGAAAAUUACAUAGGAGACGAAUUGGAUAACGUUACUUUAACCGUUCUCGAAGGUGAAGUAGCCUACGAAAUUGAAGAUCAAAAUAAUGAACAGUCGUUAGGAUUGACCCUAAAAAAGAACGAAAGUAUAAUUGUCGAAGUAGAAUCUUUUCACCGAGUCCAUACAAUUAGUAACACGCCAUCUUGUUACAUGUACACUUUUCAAAGAAAAGAAAAUAGUUUGGAAUACGACGAUAAUCGGCAACAAAGUUUUUUUUAUUCUCCUUUUCCUCUAAUUGAAGAUGUACCGGAAAGAAUCAGCACAUUCUUGAGGAUGUGGAAACUCAUCGGAUAUUCUUUUCGGAAUGUUCUAAUUGGUAAAACGAACGAUUUCAAUUUUUCGGAAAUAUAAUUAUCCAAAGGGAUUUCAAGAUGCUAGGUGUUUUGCAGAAGGUAAACGUUUUGUUUGUAUAACAAAUAAAACAAUCUGCUGCUCUUGAACUGCUUACAAUCUGAUUGUGAAUUUCUUGAAGAAAGUCAAUAAAAAUGAAGUCUGCUUAUAAUAGAGUCGAUUCAUUAUUGGAAUUAUUAUUGUAAUCAUAUAAAAAUAAUUAUCAAAAUUCCAGUUUAACAAGGUUAAAUAAAUAUCGAAUAACAUUCAUCAUCACAAUAUAUUUUAUUAGAAAAUAGUAUUUACAAUAAACUAAGUAAAAGAUAACAUUAUAUACAAUACUAUUUCAGAGUGUAACAUUUAGGUUGGUAGGAAAAUAUUUAUUAAAAAAAUAAAAUCAAGUCUA